AACGUCGCUUUUUGUGAGAGAAAGAAAAACAAGCACAUAAGCCGUGGUGUUUUAAAUUGAAAAAAUAUCCUAGUAAAAGUGUAUCUAGAAACACCGGCCAACAAUGGAACGGAUGGAGGUUGACGAUACUGUUGUGGACCUCAGUGUCGCUUCCGGCCGUGAUUCUCUCACUAUAACUCCGGCUACUGCUCGUGAUUUGCGUGCUCUCACUCAAAAUUCCGGUUUAACUAUAACUCCCGCAUUGCCUCCUGCUACUUCGACUUCAUCGGUAUCCGGAAGUACAUCGCCAAUUCCGGGACGGCGCGUACUACGACCCCGCACCGAGCCGAAAUCAUACGCCGAGGUUCCAGAUAUAGUACUUCUGCCCGCAAAAGUUAACGGGCGUUCUUACAAUGGUGCUGCCGCAGCUGCUUUAUCUGAAUCGGAGGAUGACGAUAUGCCACCGGUUUUUCCAAUCAAGGAGCUCACGGCGGCCGAAAUCUGGGAACGGGAACGAGGGCUGCGGAAACUUCGGGAAGAGUUACGCAGUGAGGAAACUAAGUUGGUGCUACUGAAAAAGCUAAAGCAAUCUCAACAGGUCAUGAUGAAGGAAAAUUUAAUUGUAACGCCCAGCAAUCCUAACAUGAACAAUCCAUUAGCCGCAAUUCCGGCUUCACUAACUAAAGGCUCGCUUAGUGUAACGCCAACGAACGCAGUUCCUUUACCGGCUCAUUCAAAAUCUUCCAAAGCUGUUACGGCAACUCCCGUAAAUCGCGGCUCACCGAUCAAUAUUACUCCAGUAACAAAGCCACCACAACGACAGCCAUCCCUACCAGGAGGAGCUACUCUUACACCGAGUACUCCAGGUCAACGUCAUUCUAUUGGAUUACCCAGGGCAGGAUCCAAUCUAACUAUAACACCGUCGGUCACCAUCACUCCAACAAAUGCCCCUUCCAAUAGUAUUAAGCAGCGUAAUCUAUCCGGUAAUAGCAACAUCAGCUGUAAUAACCUAAUGGAUACUAAUUUGAAGGUACAGUCCGGCCAGAUCAGCAAUUCAGUAUCCAUCACACCGGCACCACCGAUUCCUGCACAAAUAAGCUGCACUACGGUGGAACCGAUUUCGCUGAAACGCGAUCGUGAAAUCAAUAGAGAUGACUCACAGACACAAGCUCAAAGACAGGCUGCCGCAAAAUUGGCACUCAGGAAGCAGCUGGAGAAGACUUUGCUGCAAAUUCCUCCCCCAAAACCUCCACCACCGGAGAUGCACUUUAUACCGAACCCAAGCAACACUGAGUUUGUGUACUUACUUGGACUGGAGUAUGUAGUGGACUAUUUGACAAAGGACAAGAAGCAAAACCCUCCCCAGCAGCCGUACCGUUGCGCCCAGUGCAAGAUCGAUUUCACCCCCGUCUGGAAAUGGGAUAAACAGGGUAAAAGAGGAAAUCCCACUUUUCAGAACAGUCCAGGAGGAAAAGAUCUCAAAGUUAUCUGUGAACAAUGUGUUACUAGCAAUGUUAAAAAGGCUCUUAAGGCUGAGCACACAAAUCGUCUGAAAACUGCUUUCGUAAAGGCCCUCCAGCAGGAGCAAGAAAUAGAGGCUAGAUUGGCUACUCAAAGCAGUCCGUCGCCGGUGGAUAUUCGACCGACGCCAUCUUCAACUCCGAACCUACGGGAGCAGCGCGAAAUGUUGCUCGAGCAACAGCAACAACAGGAACGGCAGCAGGCCCAAGAAAGGCAGCAACAACGAGAACGUGAACAGCAACAACAACAGGAAAGACAAGCGGCUGCUCAGGCUCAACGCCAAAAAGAGCAGCAAGAACAGCUUCGACAGCAGCAGCUACAGCAACUGCAGCAACAACAGCUUCAGCAACAAAUCCAACAGCAGCAAUUGCAACAGUUGCAACAGCAGCAACAGCAAGAACAACAGCAACGUCAUCAUCAGCUGCAGCAACAACAUGCUCACCUUCAACAGCAGCCAUCGAAAUCGAAGACACCGACACCGACUCCUAGACCGACACCAACCCCACCGAGCCAGCAGACACCACCGCCGGCUUCAAGCUCACGAUCUAGCCGACAUAGUGCCACAGCAAAUGCAGCCGCUGAAGCAGCAGCAGCUCAACUGACCGCACUUGCCGGUCUCAGCGGUCUUGGCCAGCUUGGUGCGCUCGGAAAUCUUGGAAGCUUGGGAAAUACAACGGCUGCAGCGGCUGCCAUGCAGGCCUUCCAACAGCAAUUAUUCAGAGGAAUACAACAAGGGCUUUCCACAGGCAAUCUAAACAAUCUGCAGCAUAUGAUGCAGUUCUCACCACUAUUGUAUUCAUAUCAGCUGGCGAUGGCUCAAGCAGCAGCCUUAUCAGCUGCAGGCAGUAAAAGCGGUAACAGUGCAAGCGGUGCUGGCAGCAGUAACGCGAGUGCUGCUGCUGCUGCAGCCUCUCUCGCGGAUAUGCAACGCGCGAUGGAGCUGCAGCGUCAGUAUCUGGAAAUGUUACCCCAGAGUGGACCUGGGUCGAGCAACAACCGCCAGUCGAACUGGAAGUCCUAAGUACGACGACGAGCGAGUAAGCUAAAGGGGGCUGUAUCAAUGCAUUAGGAAGCUGCCGAGCAAACAAGCACAGCUCGUUGCGUUUCUUUUUUUAAUGACAGCUUGUUCAAACUAUGGUGCGUAAUUUUUAAUUUUUUUACAUACUAUUUUUGUUUAUUUCUUAAUCUCUAAUGACAUACAGCCUAGCAGUUGUUGUGUUUUUUGCUGAAUCAAAAUACAAAAGGUAUCAUUGUAAUUUCUUGCCCAAUUAAACAUAAACGCACAUGUUUGGUUCAAACAUGGUAGUAAUUCUAACGAAAAAUGCAAUCAACAAUUGAUAUACCUAACUGCUUAAAAUACUGCAACUUCAUUUUCUUCGAUAUCUACAGAGCAGUGGAAAAUGUACCUACCUAGUUAUUUUUUUUUCAAACAAAGUCAAAAGUGGAACAAUCCCAUUUCAUUUUCUGUUGUUUGAUUGGCUCUCAACCUAAAAUGAUUGCAAGCCAAUUCGAUCACGUUUGAUAGGAAAUUUAUUUUCAUUGAAAAUUCAUCCAAGUUGGUAUUAACCGAUGAAUAGUAUAUUGCCUAAUCUUAGUAAGGAUCAAUUCGCUAUAUAGCUAAUUGUAGCAUUGAUUACGUUAAGGGUCGAUUGCGAAGUCUGGUUAUACAGAAUGCAUGUAUUCUUUUGAAUAAUCUAUAUCAAUUUUUAAAGUUUUGCCUGCUACUUCUUAGGCAGGCACAGUAAUUUAACGGCUUGCACCUGGCAGAAGUGCUAUUGUUGUUGUUGGUAAAUAUAAUAUUCAAUACUUUUUUCAAUGUAUUUAACGAAAGCAAACAAACCGAAUUUUCCUAAAUCUGUCGAGCGCCGGGUGUUAGUCUAAUUUUUAUUUUUACCGUUUAAGGAUAUUUUUUAAAUAUUUAUUCGUGACUUGAAAAUGUUCCUUCCGUAUUGUUUUGCAAUGUUGAACAGUGGAAAUUCUGAGGGACAACUUUUUGCAAAGUCUUGCUUUGAAUUUCUUAUAAGGAAAUAAAUUUGCGAUGCUCCGUUUAGGAGUUAUAAUUUUCAAAAUGUGAUGGUUAAUGAAAUCAGGAAGUUUUUAUUGAAGCUUUGUUGACAUUUAUGAAUUCUCUGUUGCCUUUGGUCUAAACCUGUUGUAGGACAAUUAAUUCCAGUUUAACGGCUAACACAACUGUGGCAGCCUAUCUGCGUAACUGCAUUUGAAUUCUAAUAAUAGAAGCGAGUUAGUGAUUUGAGAGUUGCAGUUGUUUUUUUUGGUAUCAAGAAACUACGUCUUGCUCAAGAUAUUAAAAAAUAUUUGCCAGGGCUAACUAAAUUAGUAUUUCAAAUUGCAAAAAAGCGAGGAUUGAGAGACUAUUAAUUUAAUAUAGGAUAUUGUAUUUGAAUACUAAGGUGUAGGACAUGGUAGGACAUUGAGCCUGUAAUAUAUGGAGAACUGCUAUCUUGAACUCAAAAUAUUUGAAGAAAAUUUGCCCUAGAUACCUAUUGCUUAUUUUCACUCGUGAGGCUGAUUUUUUUAAUAAAAGUCGAAUAGAAUCGGAAUAGAAUUAAUAGCGCAAUUUAAUUGUGGAAAUAGUUUGACAUUUCGUUCAUUCAACUUUCGUAUUCUACUAAACUAUUCUACAAAAAACAAACUUUAGUCCCAAAUUUUUAACAAAAAUAUUGUUAUUUUAUUACAAAGUCGUUAGCAUUGCUCUACAUCUACGAUAAGAUGCGAUACGUUUCCACCUACCCAUUAUUUUUGAGAAAAAAAAGCAUCAAAAGGGUUGUGUUGAUGAUUACGUAAGGCAGGCUUUAGUGACGGGACUUGGACCCGGGCAUGGGCUUGAAUUUGGACUUAGCAUUGAACUUGGACGUGGUUAGACAUAUUCUAGGUUAUGCGAUGACUGGCUAGUCGACACCCGUCAUUGGAGGCGCAUAUUGCAGUAGAAUCAAAUGUGUAGGUUGCACAGGUAUUUUCCCCAGCAAUGGUAGGUCAUAAACCGGAUUACCACUGGUGGGGUCCGAUUUACUUACUUACUUACUGCGCAGUAUAAUUUCUCUAUCUAUUUCGGUCCAUGGCAGCUGGUCUCCAGUUCCGCGGGCACCUAAUGCUCACCAGAUCUCGCUCCACUUGGUCUUGCCACCUCGUUCGCUGUGCCCCUCUUCGUCUUGUUUCUACCGGAUUUGAUGCGAAAACCAUUUUUGCAGGAUAAUUGUCCGGCAUUCUAGCAACAUGUGCUACCCAACGUAUUCGUCCAGCUUUAACCACUUUCUAAAUACUUGGUUCGCCGUAGAGACGCGCGAGCUCGUGGUUUAUUCUUCGCCUCUAUACAUCGUUCUCUUGCACUCCGCCAAAAAUGGUUCUUAGCACCCGCCGUUCAAAAACUCCGAGUGCUCGUAGGUCCUCUUCUAGCAGUGUCCACGUUUCAUACCCUAGAGAACAACCGGUCUAAUUCGCGUUUUGUACAGUGUUCACUUUGUACGGGGGCUCAGAUUGUUCGACUGCAAGUGUUUGCGGAGUCCGUAGUAGGCCCGACUUCCGCUGAUAAUACGUCUUCUAAUUUCACGGCUGGUAUUGUUGUCUUCUGUUGCCAGUGAGCCAAGGUAUACGAACUCGCCGACUACCUCGAACUCAUCCCCGUCGAUUACCACGGUACUGCCCAAGCGGGCCCUGUCGCGCUCGGUCCCGCCCGCCAGCAUAUACUUCGUUUUAGACGUAUUUAUCUUCAAUCCAAUCUUCUCUGCUUCGCGUUUUAGUCUGGUGUACUAAUCUUCCACUGCCUCAAAUGUUCUGCCGACAGCAUCCACGUCCUCAGCAAAGCUGAUGAAUUGACUGAUAAAUCCCCUGCGAGAUUCGAAUGGGUCCGACAAUCCACCCGAGAUUCUCACACAGCACUGGAUCCCAUCCAUCGCAGCCAUGAUAAGUAGCCGUUUCCCGGAAAGCCGUUUUCGUCCAAAUUUUUCCAUAGCUCUUGUCGAUUUACGCUAUCAUAUGCGGCUUUGAAAUCGAUGAAGAGGUGGUACGUGGGGAUUCGGAAUUCGCGGCACUUCUGGAGGAUCUACCGCAGGUUGAAACUUUGGUCCGUUGUAGACCGACCCUCCAUGAAGCCAUGGUAACUUCCCACAAAUCUAUUGGCUAUAGGCGAUAGUCGAUGAAAGAGGACUUGGGACAGAACUUUGUAGGCGGCAUUCAGGAUAGUGAUUGCUCGGUAGUUCUCACAAUCCAGCUUAUCACCUUUCUUGCAGAUAUGGCAGAUAACCCCCUCUUUCCACUCCUCCGGUAGUCGUUCCGUGUCCGAAAUCUUGACAAUCAGUUGAUGCAGACAGCCGGUCAACUUGUCCGGGCCCAUUUUAAUAAGUUCCGCUUCAAUGCCAUCCUUUCCCGUGGCUUUGUUGUUCUUCAGCCGCUGGAUGGCUUCUUUAUCUUCCCUUAUCAAUGGGGGUGGUUGCUUGAUGCACCAAUGUGGUCAAUUCCUCCACUAUCAUGGUCUUCCGCCUGCACGCCAUUCAAGUGUUCAUCGUAGUGCUGCUUCCACCUUUCGAUCACCGCAUGGUCGUCAGUCAAGAUACCUCCAUCUUUAUCUCUGCACAUUUCGGCCCGCGGCACAAAGCCUUUGCGAAAUCCGUUAAGUCUCUGAUAGAACUUCCGUGUGUCGUGAAAGCGGUACAGCUGUUCGAGUUCUUCGCACUCCUUCUCCUCUUGGUGGCGCUUCUUCUCCUUGAGGAGUCGGGUUUGCUGCCUCCGCUUCUUUUUGGAUCGCUCCACAUUCUGACGGGUGGCUCUACGCAGCAUUUGUACCCACGCUGCGUUCUUUUCAGCCAAUAUCUGCUGGCAUUCCUCGGCAAACCAUUCGUUACGUCGAUUCGGUGCCACACGGCCUUGGACGUUCCCCGCUACGCUGUCAAUGGCUGUUUUCACGGCAUUCCAACAGUCCUCAAGAGGGGCUUCAUCCAGCUCACCCUCUUCCGGCAGCGCGGUUUCGAGAGAUAACGCGUAAUUUUCGGCGACCUCCGGUUGCUUCAGUCGCGCUAGAUUAUACCGUGGCGGGAGUCGGUAUCGUAUGUUGUUCAUAACAGAUAGUUUUUGACGUUGACGGGGUCCGAUUUAGAUCGCGGAAAAACAGCUAACGGCGAGAUGCCACGAUAAGAACUUCUUCGACAAAUGUCAAAUCCUGAAUGUUUCACUCUUAACAAAAUUAUUUUUCCAUGUCAACGUUUGCUGUGAUCAUGAUUUGCCUUUAGUACGACUCAAUUACAGACUAAAUUGCACAGUACGCAAUAAUAAACAUCACAACAAAGUUUUUGUCCCAUAAGUAAUCGAACGGGGGAACUUAGAUACCCAAACGAUGGAAUUAUUCCCACAUCAGACCGACAAGUACAACUGAAGCAUCCAUCAUUAACUGGUCUACUUUACUUCAAAAUUUCAUCAAUUAUGGAAUACGGAAUGCGAUCACGUAUGUAUGCACUAAGAUUGUUUCACUGCUUAUUGUAUCUAUGUGUCGUCUGUGCUUGGGAAAUUGAUAAAUCGUUUUUUAGUUUUUGAUUUACAGCCUUUCUUUCCCGAAGCCAUAUCCCUUCUCCUAAAACAAAGACGUAUCGUAUCUUGUCUUAGCAACAUUUAUACAUAUACUACAGGUUCACUAGCGUGUGUCCACGCUAUGUAAGUGUGUCUAUCAUGUUAUUACAUAAUGCACGUGUAUUUUAGGGCACACGUGGGACGAGUUAAAUGGAAAAAAACGAAACUUAAUUAUGAUAAACCAUAAAAAUGUAAUUGUUGAAAUAAGCGAAAAGCUUAUUCAACAAUAAUAAAAAAAUAAAUAAUCUAAAAUUAUUCGUAACGUUCGAAAAAUUUUCUUAUAAUAAAACAAAAAAUCAGUGUGUGUGUUUUUUUUAUGAGCCGCAUUUCGGAACGAUUUCGGAAGCAGUUAGUACCGUAUUAGAAAAAAAAGUUGGCCAAUAUUCACGACAGUUUGAGUAUUCAUAUGCAACUUUUCCGGUGAAAACGUGACAGUUACAGUUUUAUGUAAGAGUAAAAAUAUUUGGAGUGCGAAAUCUGGAAUUGUAUAAAAUUAUAUAGAAUCGAGGCGCAUUUUUUUUGUCGGAACCGUAAGGAAAACGCGAAAAAUUUAGGCAAUGUAACAAAAUUCUAAAGAUAGGAAGAAAUCCGUAAGAUUAAGGAAGGGAAACAGUCGUAGAAAAAUUGUAGAAUUUAUAAGGCGAAACGAAUGUUGUGAACUGCUUUGUCCGAUAAUUUUAAAGAAAAAAUCUCAUUAAAUCAUAAAACUUCAACUAUUAGUGUACUAUAAAACGUUUUUAUUUUUACUUGUACUAAAAAAUUGACUCGGUAUUGAGUUCUUUUCAUUGCUGCAAUUUUGCAUCGUUAAAAAGUAUUUUUGGUUAACGACAUACAUGUUCGGCUACUUCUUUUGUUAUGAAGCUCAAUGAAAAUGUUCGCCAAAAUUAAAUGUUCCCUU
Messenger RNA from Sabethes cyaneus, 7975 nucleotides. It is a transcript of the gene simj, whose product is annotated as transcriptional repressor p66-beta. Gene Ontology annotation, biological process: negative regulation of transcription by RNA polymerase II. Bases 104 to 2521 code for a protein of 805 amino acids. The transcript is spliced from 10 exons. NCBI's taxonomy places the organism in Eukaryota, Metazoa, Arthropoda, Insecta, Diptera, Culicidae. The record is from RefSeq and is a predicted model, not a curated record. Gene Ontology annotation, cellular component: NuRD complex.